Messenger RNA from Athene cunicularia (burrowing owl), 4498 nucleotides. RefSeq names its product WD repeat domain 82 (gene WDR82). Gene Ontology annotation, cellular component: Set1C/COMPASS complex. NCBI's taxonomy places the organism in Eukaryota, Metazoa, Chordata, Aves, Strigiformes, Strigidae. The record is from RefSeq and is a predicted model, not a curated record. Gene Ontology annotation, molecular function: chromatin binding; protein binding. The coding region runs from base 1 to 960 and encodes 319 amino acids. The transcript has 10 exons.
AUGGUAUUGGAGGGGACCUACCCCGACCUCUCAGCGGACACGCACAGUCGCCGCUACGGGACCUACCGAGAGGCCGCCACAGGCCACGCGCCCCCAGAUGCCGCUUUCUCGCUAGUUACGGCGGGAAACGCGGAAAACCACGUUAAAUUCCUGCUAUUAUUUUUGCUUCCUUCUGACAGACCAAAGAGAACACUGUACAGUAAGAAGUAUGGCGUGGACCUCAUCAGGUACACACAUGCUGCCAACACUGUUGUGUACAGCUCCAACAAAAUAGAUGAUACAAUCCGGUACCUCUCCCUGCAUGACAACAAAUACAUUCGAUAUUUCCCUGGGCAUACAAAAAGAGUGGUUGCUCUUUCAAUGUCUCCAGUGGAUGAUACUUUUAUUUCUGGAUCCCUUGAUAAAACUAUUCGACUUUGGGAUCUCCGCUCUCCAAAUUGCCAGGGUUUAAUGCAUCUCCAAGGGAAGCCUGUGUGUUCUUUUGACCCAGAAGGGUUGAUUUUUGCUGCUGGAGUCAAUUCUGAAAUGGUGAAGCUUUAUGAUCUCCGUUCUUUUGACAAGGGGCCAUUUGCUACGUUUAAAAUGCAGUAUGAUCGAACAUGUGAGUGGACAGGCCUGAAGUUCAGUAACGAUGGCAAACUCAUUCUCAUAUCGACUAAUGGAGGGUUCAUUCGACUGAUUGAUGCUUUUAAAGGAGCUAUCCUGCAUACUUUUGGGGGUUAUAACAAUAGUAAGGCUGUCACGCUGGAGGCAUCAUUCACACCAGACUCUCAGUUCAUCAUGAUAGGUUCAGAGGAUGGGAAGAUUCAUGUUUGGAAUGGGGAAAGUGGGAUGAAGGUGGCUGUGCUGGAUGGGAAACACACGGGUCCUAUAACCUGUCUGCAGUUCAAUCCAAAAUUCAUGACUUUUGCUAGCGCAUGUUCCAAUAUGGCCUUCUGGUUGCCAACUAUCGACGACUAAUUCCUACACUGCAGCUGCUGUCAAGUGACUUCCAUACUGCUAACAGCAGCACGUCACUGCAAGCACAGUAUUGGAAUUGCCUAGAUCUCCUAGACUGUGUUCCUGUUCCUACAUAUGUUUCCAUAUGUCUUACCUUAUUUGCUGCAUUCCUUUGCGAGGACUCCUCUGUGGCCUCCUAUCAUGUUCAGAAGUGGCAUGCUACAUGUUCUUACCUUCCAGUCCGUGCCCAGCAGGCUUCAGCUGAAGUUGGAACUGACACAAGUAUUAUUUCUGAAAACAAUGAAUCUGCUUUAUUUACAAAAUGUUUGUGGCAUUUUUUAAGCUGUAACUGUGUGUGUUCCUUCUGUAAGUGCACAAGGCUGUUGAUGUUCCAAGAUGGAACACGUAGUUCCUUCCCAUAAGUGCAUGUUUUUCACAUCUGGGAUCUCUGGUUUCAUUGCAGUCCACUGAUGAAAAGUUACUUCUGUGCCAAAUGUGAACACUGACAGUUUUCAACUUCAGCAGCAGAUGCUGGAUUCUCUUUCAGUGGACCAUGCACCGAAAGAGUGGGUGACUGUAAAUACACAUGAUACACCCUGUUACUCUUUCUUUAGCGAUUUAGCGUGCAGCAAACCAUACAGGUUUUGUCCACUGCCUGAGCUUGCUGAAGCUUCCCUUCUGUUUGCUGGGCCAGCAUCCCAGAGGGCGCUGAGACAGUACUGCUGAGGUCCAGUCGGUGUCCCAAGCAAUAAAGGAGUCUGUCAGCAGGAAGAUGGAGAAACCAAACUGAGACUGAAAACACAGUCUGCCCUGUGUAUCUUCCUUAUGUAUCAUGGCUGUUCUUACUUGUAAAUAUUUGGGGGGGAGGGGGAGGGCAGUGGGAAUGGGCCAUAUUUUUUUACUUUUAGAUAUUAAAGAAUAUGAUGUGGGCCAGUAUUGUGGGGUGUCUAGGCUGUUUACCUUCACCCAUGCAGUUUUCCCUUCCUGGUUUGUAAAUAAGCUCCAUUAAGUUCUCCCCACACCAGGCUUAGACCUGUAUCCCUUUGUUGAUAAAACUGACAUGCAGUUCAUCAUGCAUUUUGUUACAGGUCCUGCAGCUUUGCAGCGAUGGCCCUGAAAGAGUGAUGCUUCCUUUGUCAGAUGGUGUCUCCAGAAUUGAAUUUUAAAAAACUUACAUGUGACUGUGCUGACUCUGCUUUGCUGUGGCCCUGCUCCAUGGAACGCCCCUGCAAAGAGACGGGAGGGAUGUGCUCUGCUGCUCCAGAGGGGCUUGUGGGCGAAUGGCACAGAAAGGAUGGCAGGCUGGUCUUCAAGCCUGCUUCCAGUUUGGUUUUUUUUCCCUGAAACAUUGCAUUGAUCAAAUGCAUGAACCAGCAGGCCAGGCCAGGCUCAGCUUAAAUGUGGUGUUAAUUGUAUUCUUGCCUUUCCAAACACACUUGGUUUUAUGUGCUGGGUCACAGCUUGGAAAGUCAGUUCUUUCUCUUGCCCAGGCGUGUGUGCUUCCCCACUCCUAAAUGUAAAAUGCUGGUAAGGUGGCAAGGACAGUAGUGGGCCUGUUCUCUCUGCUCUCAGGUGUCAGUCCAUACUGGAGAACGCUGCUCGAUCAUUUUACCUUAGGUCAGUUGUCUGGAUGUUCCCCUGCUACAGCAAAGUUCAUCUCAACUGUGGGGCCCUGUAUAUAAUUCAGAGUAUGUCUCCCUAGAAAAGUCAGUUGGCUUGCAGAACAGCUUCUCUUGCUUUUUCUUGCCUUCCCCGGUGUCCCCACCCCCAAUCCUUGUCAGUGGAGAUGAGCUGUGUGGAUGGGGAGGCAGCAUUUUUCCACUCUGGUUCCUUGAACGUAGCAGCUCGUGCUGAGCUGCAGCAGUUGCCUGUGACAGUGGGCAGGAGGACUGCCCACACGAGGCAGUCUGAUAAACUUGUCUGGAUUGGUGCUGCGGUUGAAGCUUCUCCUUCAGCUCUGUGGCUUGCCUCUGCUGAUGCUGCUGCAGGUGUUCCAAGACAUUUCUAACAGCACAGGUCUGUGAUGGGAUGUGAGUUGCUGUCCUCCAGACCGGAGGAGGGAAGGGAAUGCUCGGACUGAUUUUGAUCUUGCCAAACAGGCCUGCUGUUAGAGAUGCGGAAGAGAAAUUCAUACUGUUCCGCCAACAUCCCUCUUCCUGUACUGCCCCACCGUCACCUAUAGAUGCCCACUGUGAAGGGAGAUAGUUAUCUCGGUCCUCACUGUUGACCAGCUUUCCACAGCCACCUCUUCAGCUCAGUAUUGUGUUUCAGGCUGCUUGGUGCUAUUUUCCCAUUGUUGGUGUUUCUGUAAGCAGCCAUACUUUGCAGUGGUUUGUAACAUCCAGGUAUUUGGGGUUUGUGAUGCAUUUUAACAGUUAAAUUUUAGUGUUCAGUAGCAAAUCAUCUUUCAGGGUUUUACCAGGUCUGUUGCUUGAGGAAGAGAACAGAUAACCUCCAGCCAUUUUUCUUACUUUUCACAGGGAAGCACUUGGAAGGCUCUUAUUCUAAAAAUGCUCUUCAUUAAUGUGGUUUGAGUGUUUGUCUAAAGACCAUUGUUCAGCUCUCUUCUGCUUGCAGUGUUGGUUGGAGCACAAAAUCUUUUAAGAAAAGAGGAACACAGGACUGAUUAAGAAGGACACAUACACUAAGAACAUUAGUGACUUUCUGGCUUUUAAAUUUGCAGGUUUGUGCACACCACAGCACUAAUGCUCAGUUCAGAAUAAAAUCUGAAUGCCUUCCCAGGGCCCACUGCCACCUGCACGGGCAAAGACAUCUUUCUUAGCUGGUGUAGCACUUGGUGUUUUCCAUCUGCCUUUUAAAGAGGGACACGAGCCAAGUGUUGUCAAGUAUUGUGUUUCUAGGUUAGACCAGAAAGGUGGUAAAGCUUUUAGCUUCCAGCUUCUGUGUGCUUCUCUGAAAGUAUCAGGACCAAUUCCUGUGCUCUUCAGGGCAGCUGGCUGAGAAACAGACCUCAUUAAAAACAGCACUCCCAGCUCUAAUGGAGUGUCCAACCUCAUGCAAAGCCAAGCAGGAAGCAGCAUGCCCCCUCCAGAUUUAACAGUGAAAAGAUCAAUCCUUCCAGUGUUCUUUGGGAUGAUGUGGGCCUCAACAGCCCACCUGUAAAUAAGUGGUGGUGGCUGAGCAUGUCUGGGCUGUGGGAGAUUUCGGGUCUAAUUCUCCAAGUUAGUCUCUGACAGAGUUGGUUUUUUUAAUUGAGGCUCCCAGGUCCUUGCUUCAUGUCCCCACCCCUGCUCUGGGGGACACAGGAGCAACUGGGUGAACAAAUUUGGAAGCAGCAGUGUAUCUUUUGCAAUGCCUCUUGACUAUAUUUGCACUUUAAGAGACUUUACCUUGGUUUUGGGUCAGGGACUAGGAUCCUGGUGAGCCUUGGAAACUGGUCUCUUUGGUCAUGACCUGGUAUGGGGAGUUUAACGCCUAGGUGGUAUCUGCCAGAUGAGUGUAAAUACAUGAAGUCAAAUUAUGCUUUGUCACAAAAUACUACUUAUGUAGAGAAUUCAAUGUUGUGGCUGUUAUGAAUAAAUAUUUUGUAGAGAUAUCA